Messenger RNA from Neodiprion virginianus, 1483 nucleotides. RefSeq lists its product as uncharacterized. The record is from RefSeq and is a predicted model, not a curated record. The transcript has 2 exons. NCBI's taxonomy places the organism in Eukaryota, Metazoa, Arthropoda, Insecta, Hymenoptera, Diprionidae. The coding region runs from base 1 to 801 and encodes 266 amino acids.
AUGUAUCUGCAAGGGAUAGGAGAUAUUAGGUAUGCAUCUGGACGAGAAUUCCAUUUGCAACUCCAAGCCACACUGACUGAUCAUCGGGUUAACGGAAUGGUCGGAAGCUAUGGUAUCAUUGAUGCCAAUACUCAUAUAUUAUAUGAAACGAUACCCGCGCCAAUCAUUUCCGUUCUGAAGAUGCAGGCAGAUCUUAUGCCUGUUAGCCCUAUUGACUGGGAUCUUCCAGAAGCUCUUCGUCCUAAUCUAGAGGCCGCUCAAUUGCCUACAGAAAACCUUUUAGGUUGGCGUAGAAAAGAGAGGCUGUCAGUAGAUCAGCGUGUGACCUUAGAAGCCGGUGGGAUUACAGCUAACGAUGUGUUUCCAAGGAACAUCGCAAAUAUCCCAAUUUUCCAGGAUUUACUAAAAUCUGUGGAAGAUCAUAUUGAAAAUUCAAAAUGUAAAGUGAUCGCAACCUUCCCAACUUCAACUACAGGAUCCUUAGCCCAAGUAUCCUUUAUAUCACGUUCACCAGACGAUUCAGAACCUGAACCACUCCGUAACAUAGCAGCAAAGCUAGGGAGAACUAACAGCUACACUCAAGCUGUGUCAGGAAUAGCGUCUUCAUCCGCAAUUAUGCGAUACCGAAUCCAGAGACGAACGAAUCAUAAAAUUGAUUCUAUAUGUUAUCGAUCCGCAGCUCAAGCCAUACCACAACCAUGGCUUCAGAACGUGAACCAGAUUUUCCACACUUCCAAAUUUCAGAACUCGAUGGACGAGCAAAUUAUAACUCGUUCGCGAACAGAGUUCGAAGAAACGUAACUCGAGAUUGAGUACCAAUUAUCGGAACCAUCCCCCCCCCCCAAGAUGUAAGUCGUAUCACAUAUGAACCGCAUUCUUUGUAUAUUGCACAUGUUUAUUUAGUUUCGUUACUAAUUUUAUUAUUAUUAUUCACCAAUUACAUAUAUAAAUAUAGUUCUGACGAGUGUGGACAGAAGGGUUCCUGUCACCUAGUUAUUCAUGAGAGGUAAAAAAUAAUUGAGCUCAAAAUCGUGCAACACAGAUACGCAGCACACGGCGUAUAUAGGUAGCUCAUAGCUGCUGAUCGCACGCACCUUGCGUAUUGUAAUUUUGUUUGUAUGUACGAAUGUGUUGUUAUUAUUGUAUCAAAUGUGUGCCGAGUAGCCACGCGAUUCUAUUAUAUCGGUGCGACCAUCUUUACGAAACAGUUGCAAGCGGUGGCAAAUUUUUGAUCAUCUUCGGAGAUUGUUGUUAUGUAUGUAACAAAUGAUUUGACGGCCGAUCAGAAUGUGUUGCCUAACAUGCGUGUAAGCGUGUGUGUGCAUACAUACCCUGAAUCAAAGCAAAUUAAUUUUCGAGUCUCUUAUUCCCAUGAAAAGACGGAAUGUUAUUGGCUAGGAACGAUCGUUCGACCAAUGACGAUCCAUUGAUGGAAGGAACUACAGGGACGCUGGUUCGUACGUCCAUGCAUGUACAAGCUAUG